This is a messenger RNA of Penaeus vannamei (Pacific white shrimp), 1369 nucleotides long. RefSeq lists its product as uncharacterized. Lineage: Eukaryota; Metazoa; Arthropoda; Malacostraca; Decapoda; Penaeidae. Gene Ontology annotation, molecular function: calcium ion binding; phospholipid binding. Gene Ontology annotation, biological process: lipid catabolic process; arachidonate secretion; phospholipid metabolic process. The record is from RefSeq and is a predicted model, not a curated record.
CGCUCACGCCCGGCACCCAGUGGACUUCGGGAGUGCUGCGCCAGCGGUGUUGGUGUCGCUCUGGACUUAAAGUGAUACUGUGCCUUCGGCGCCUUUGUUAACUUAAAGAAAACAAAACCGAAAAUUACAGAAAUGCAGAGAUCCAGGAUAUGGAAUGCGGUCCUGGUCGCAGCGUGCGCCAUCGUUGCCUCCGACCAUGCUGACGCGGCGCCCAAGACGAUGGUGGACCACAAGAUCAACUUCGGAUGGCCGAGCUUCUUCAACCCCGAGAUGGGGAUGAUGAGGGAGAAGCACAAGAAAAACAAGAAGAAGAAGGACCAGGAGGAAGGAGAGGGGAACGAGGUGGACACGAGCACCGAGGAGGACCACUACGAGGACCUCAUCGAUUACACACUCAAGGGCGGCCUCCGAGGGACGCUUCUCCUCCUCAACUCGAGCUCGGUGACGGACGUGAUGAUGCCGGAGGGGAAGGCGGGCAACCUGACGGAGGUGGCGAGCAAGAUCAUGCAGGAGGAGGAGGAGGAAGAGAAGAAGAAGAAGGAGCAGGAGGAGGGCGAGGACGAAGGGCAGGCCGGCGUGAGGCUGAGGACGCCGAUUGUGGUGAAGAAAAGGACGCCUGAGCUCGGCAAGUACGGCGCGAAGGUGACGUUCUUCGCCGGCGCCGAGCCCACCAAGUUCAUCUACUACGGCAACUGGUGCGGCCGCGGCGGGCGCAGUGCCCCGGUGGACAACCUGGACCGCUGCUGCCUGGAGCACGAGAUGUGCUACGGAAGGACGGUGCGCGAGUGCCCGGAUGUGUGGAAGAAGCCCUACAACAUGAUGUACGCCUGGACGCCGCUCGACGAGGAGGUCGUCUGUGUUCGCUCCGAGUCCUACUGCAUCAACCACGUGUGCGAGUGCGACCGCGAGGCUGCGCUCUGCUUCCAGCACUACCUCUCGGCGCCCGAGGAGAUCGCGACGCACCUGGGCACCAAGUCUGAAUAGCCUGGUCCCCGCCUCGGCUCCAGGCUCCUUUCCGCAGACAAAUCGUCGGCCAAGUUACUAGGUCUUUCAUUGAGUCGUCAGUCAUGUUAACUUUCUCUCGGUUACUGUUGUUAUUGUUGUUAUUCUAUCCUUUCUUUAUAUUUUUCGCUUAAGAUGCAGACCAUUGAUGUGACACUGUCGCUAUAUAGCGGCAAAGUUGACAAUGAUAUUUACAUCAAAUGGUAAACAGUAAUACCUAUGCAAAGCUCUCUCUGUGAAAAAAGCUUUAACUGAAAUUGCUUGUCACUCUCGUAGCUUUAAGUGCUUUUGUGUUUCCUUUGAUCCGCCUGUGAUUUCCUUGUAUAUGUAUAUGCUUUCGUUAUUGUUAGUAUCGAAAUAAAGACUC